UGCUCCGGUCGCAGCAAAAGCAGAACGAUGGCAGAAGUCGCUCCCGCUCCAGCCGCCGCGCCGGCCAAAGCUCCCAAGAAGAAAAGCGCCGCUCGGCCCAAGAAGGCCGGCCCCAGCGUCGGCGAGCUCAUUGUCAAGGCUGUUUCGCAGUCCAAGGAGAGGAGCGGCGUGUCUCUCGCCGCCCUCAAGAAAGCCCUGGCUGCCGGCGGCUACGACGUGGACAAGAACAACUCCCGCGUCAAGAUCGCCGUCAAGAGUCUCGUGACGAAGGGCACUCUGGUGCAGACCAAAGGCACCGGCGCGUCGGGCUCCUUCAAGCUCAACAAGAAACAAGCCGAGGCCAAAAAGAAGCCGGAGAAGAAAGCAGUGACCAAACCCAAGAAGGCGGCCGCCAAAAAGCCCGCCGCGGCCAAGAAGCCCGCGGCCGCCAAGAGAGUCGCCAAGUCUCCAAAGACAGCCAAGAAGCCGGCGGCCCCGAAGAAGGCGGCCAAGAGCCCGAAGAAAACAAAGGCCGUCAAGCCCAAAGCAGCGAAGCCCAAGGUGGCGAAAAAGGCCGCACCCAAAAAGAAGUAAACGUGCCGUUCACCUUCAUGUCCUGUUUCUCUUAUUGAAAAAACGGUUCUUUUAAGAGCCACCCACAUUUUCCUCUCAGAGUUAGAUUCUCCUUCGUGCUGCACUUAAAAACUAGUCACU
This is a messenger RNA of Colossoma macropomum (tambaqui), 693 nucleotides long. RefSeq names its product histone H1-like. NCBI's taxonomy places the organism in Eukaryota, Metazoa, Chordata, Actinopteri, Characiformes, Serrasalmidae. Bases 28 to 573 code for a protein of 181 amino acids. The transcript has a single exon. Gene Ontology annotation, molecular function: double-stranded DNA binding; structural constituent of chromatin; nucleosomal DNA binding. The record is from RefSeq and is a predicted model, not a curated record. Gene Ontology annotation, biological process: chromosome condensation; nucleosome assembly; negative regulation of DNA recombination. Gene Ontology annotation, cellular component: nucleosome; nucleus.